Molecule: messenger RNA, 978 nt
Organism: Leptidea sinapis
Lineage: Eukaryota; Metazoa; Arthropoda; Insecta; Lepidoptera; Pieridae
Gene: Or-29
Product: odorant receptor 4-like
Exons: 5
Coding region: 16-978 (320 amino acids)
Biological process (GO): sensory perception of smell; detection of chemical stimulus involved in sensory perception of smell
Cellular component (GO): plasma membrane
Molecular function (GO): olfactory receptor activity; odorant binding
Source: RefSeq, a predicted model, not a curated record
AAUCUUAAAAUAUCAAUGCUCAGUAUUGUUUGUAUUGUAAAAUCAAAUUCGUUCUUUCUCUGGCAAGGAAAAUGGAAAGAGGUGAUUGAUUAUGUUACCGAAGCAGAUAAAUGUGAGAGAGAUGAUAAAGAUACGUUGAUAGGAAAAAUUAUAAAAAAAUAUACGAGCUACUGCCGAUAUUUGGUAAAUUUUUACUGGUGUUUAGUCGCCAUCACAGCUGUAACAGUCAUUGGCACUCCACUUAUACGAUAUGUAUCUUCUGAAACAUAUCGUCAAGCAUUGCAAAAUGGAACAGAAUUGUUUCCACACAUAUUUAGUGCAUGGACUCCUUGGGAUAGAUAUCAGUCACCUGGAACCUGGGUAAAUUUGAUAUUCCAAACUAUGAUGUGCAUCUGUGGAGCUGGAAUCAUGGCUAACUUUGACACGUGCACAUUAGUUAUCAUGGUGUUCUUCGGAGGAAAGUUUGAACUCCUUAAAGCUAGGUGUGAGAUAAUAUUUACUGGAGAUACUAUGAUUAGUGACGAAGAAGGAAAUACAAGGAUACAUCAAUUGCACGCGGUUCACGUUGCACUGAUGAAACACAUAAGAAUAUUUGAUUCCCUGCUGUCGCCUGUUAUGUUCUUCUAUGUGGUUGUGUGCUCUUUGAUGCUGUGCGUUAGUGCGUUUGAAUUAACGACUGCGACUGACACAACACAAAAGAUGUUAACAGCGGAGUACCUGACAUUUGGCGUUGCGCAGCUGUUCAUGUUCUGUUGGCACAGCAAUCAAGUCUUAGCUAAGAGCAGCAAUGUCUCGCUGGGGCCGUACCAGAGCGCGUGGUGGCAGACCAGCGUGCCACAGCGGCGCAACAUCCUCAACCUGCUGGGGCAGCUGCGAGCCACGCAUACCUUCCACGCGGGACCUUUCACCGAUCUGACGCUCUCUACAUUUGUGUCGAUUCUCAAAGGCGCCUACAGCUUUUAUACUUUACUGAAAUAA